Adineta ricciae is the source of this 1035-nucleotide messenger RNA. The record is from the annotation of a GenBank genome assembly. NCBI's taxonomy places the organism in Eukaryota, Metazoa, Rotifera, Eurotatoria, Adinetida, Adinetidae.
AUGUCAGAUACUACGAAUGAAAAUGAUGAAAUUAAAGUUUUCUCCGCUUCGGGCACAAUCAAAAUCGAACCCGAUAACGAUAUUGAAGAACGAUUAUCACCCGUGGUGGAAGAACCAGCUAGUCCAACAACGAAUAAUUCCACAACUCAUAAUAAUUUCCCUGGAUUUUAUCCAUUUCCAUUUCUUUAUCCAUACUUCAUGUCGGCAGCUGCAGCAGCUGCACAAACGAAUGCUUCCAAUUUAUUAACAGUCAAAUCACCAAUCGACACACAGACAAAUCAUCUAUUUGGAACACCGGUACCAAUGUCACCCUUUCCAUGCAUACCCCUUCCUCCUGGAAUGAUGGGCCAACCGUAUACAUCAAGUUUUUUCAAUCCCUUUGCUGCUCCAACUUCAUCUUCGCAACUGGGACAAACUCAUACGAACGUUUCCACUGAAAAAUCGACGUCAAAUAAGCCUCGUAUAAAGAAACCGUUGAAUGCAUUUAUGAUCUUUAUGAAAGAACAACGUGCACAUCUAAUCGAAGAUUCAACAUUGAAAGAAUCGUCAGCAAUCAACAAACUUCUUGGUCAGAAGUGGAAAGAAUUAUCGCGAACUGAACAAGAUCGAUACUACGCUUUGGCGAAAGAAGAACGAAAUCGGCAUUUACAAAUGUAUCCGAAUUGGUCGGCACGUGAUAAUUAUGGUAUGAAGAGAAAAAAACAAACAGGCCGAGUCGAAAAACAACAUGUACAAAAAGCGAAACCCUCAAUUUCACAUGAAAAUGAUCCAAAAAAAUGUCGAGCGAGAUACGGUUUAGAAGGAAUCAGUCAAUGGUGUAAACAUUGUCGACGAAAGAAGAAGUGUACAAGAUUUCUCGAUGAUGAACUAAACAGUUCACGAAGCACUCCUCAGUCUGACACUGACGACAUUCUAUCUCGACAAAUCAAUUCUAUUGAAGAUGAUCACAACGACAGUAACGAAGAAAAUAAACAUCAAGUUCACACGAAAUCUGCCAGUGUGCCAUCGUAUUUUACAUCUAGUUUUCUUUAUUAA